GUUCCGCAUUCGUGGCGUGGCUGCCUGGUGCUUAGUUCCUCGUGUGGCCUCGUACUCCUGCAGAUGGCGGUGCCUCUGCUAACGCAGAAGAUCGUGAAGAAGCGGGUCAAGCAGUUCAAGAGGCCCCAUCUCGACCGCUACAAAUGCCUCAAGCCAAGCUGGCGCAGGCCCAAGGGUAUUGACUCCCGCGUCAGGCGGAAGUUCAAGGGAUGCACCUUGAUGCCCAACAUUGGAUACGGCUCUGACAAGAAGACAAGGCACUACCUCCCCAACAAAUUCAAGAAGUUUCUUGUUCACAAUGUCUCUGAGCUGGAGCUGCUUAUGAUGCACAACAGGACGUACUGCGCGGAGAUUGCCCACAACGUCUCCACCCGCAAGCGCAAGGAGAUUGUUGAGCGUGCUGCACAGCUGGACAUCGUGGUCACCAACAAGCUUGCCAGGCUACGUAGCCAGGAGGAUGAGUGAAAUAUUCAGUAGUCGCAGUUGCGUUGUUCUUAGAACAGUACCGAGUUGGAGAUACUCUUCCACCAUUUUUAUGCUUAUGUUAGACAUGUUCUUUUGCUAUGAGUGUACUAGUGAUGGCUAAUACCAUCUAGUUUUGAUCUGACAUCAUGAAAGUGUGCCAAUGACCUCAUGCUUAUGGUUUGUGAGUAUAAAUUUUGUUCCUGUGCGUCCA
Panicum virgatum (switchgrass) is the source of this 676-nucleotide messenger RNA. RefSeq names its product 60S ribosomal protein L32-1-like. The record is from RefSeq and is a predicted model, not a curated record. The coding region runs from base 64 to 465 and encodes 133 amino acids. Gene Ontology annotation, biological process: translation. The transcript is spliced from 3 exons. NCBI's taxonomy places the organism in Eukaryota, Viridiplantae, Streptophyta, Magnoliopsida, Poales, Poaceae. Gene Ontology annotation, molecular function: structural constituent of ribosome. Gene Ontology annotation, cellular component: ribosome; cytosolic large ribosomal subunit.